Molecule: messenger RNA, 657 nt
Organism: Lactuca saligna
Lineage: Eukaryota; Viridiplantae; Streptophyta; Magnoliopsida; Asterales; Asteraceae
Source: the annotation of a GenBank genome assembly
AUGGUCACCACCUCCACCCCCAUCCAGUUUAUUCCAAACUCACAAAGCCUGAUCUCGAUCAUUCCUCAACCUUGUAUCAUUGUUCUAUUGAGUACCAUCAUCAUGGUCGUCUCGGCUUUAGGUCACCGUUCUAAAUACGCCACCGCCACCGAUUUCAUAGAUCGUUUCUUCCUACUCUCAGCUUCUUAUCUUGCUCGCUCCAAUCCGGUCGACUCUUCCUCUGCCUUCCAGUUCAUUCCAUCUUUCCAAUUGAUUGUUCGCCACAGUGCAAGGAAGCUGAUGAAUUCGCAGUUAUGGAACAUGUGUGCUGGCCCUUUAGUCUCUUUACCUCAAAUUGGAAGCCUCAUGGUCUAUUUUCCACAAGCCCACAACGAGCAAAAUGUCCAGUAUUCAUUGCUUUAUAUGUUCAACACAAAUAAUAUGAGAAAUGAAUUCGAGUUUCAACAAAUCACUGCAACAUUGGAGCUUGCCAUGUCAUUAAGAGAUGGUUCGAUAAAUCUUUCAAAUUCUCAGAAUUGUCAACUCUCUACAAGAUCAAACGCAAGUAUACUUUUUCCAACAACUUAUGUCGGGAGUUCAGUACUACCAUUUCCUAGAGAUUGGUUGAGUGGUCUCAAUUGCUAUACUAACCAUAUAAAUCGAAAUAUUAACAUGUGA